ACGGCGCAUCCAUCAUGGAGUCCCUUCGAUAUAUGUCCUUGGUGCUAGCUGUUCUGAUUACUGCAGCCAAACCUUCGAACAUCCCGGGUCCUAAUGGCCUUUACACAAAGGUGUUCCGCAAGACUUACAACUUGGGGACUUCGAGUGAGCUCUACACUUACACCCCAGACUUGUCGACCAAAGGAAUCGACGAUGACAUUGAAAGUGUCCAUCAAACUGGCUUGUGGAUUUAUUACGAAAAUAAAGAUUACAACAAGGAAUUCCAAGGAAAGAUUCAUUAUGUGCACGGCAUAGGAUAUUCAACGGACUUUCCCACUAAGUUCAGAAAUAUGGCAUCUUCAGCCCGCUUCACCGGCCACAGGGUCGUCCUGAACGCCGACACCUGGAACAUCUAUGAAGGGCAUUACUUCACCGGAAGGGAGCUUUUCGGUACGAACGACACGGCCACCUUGGGAGAGCUUGACCUUCAAGUUUCUUCAAUUGUGGUCACGGGUACAAGCGCUUGGACUGUGUACACAGGCCAAUCCUUCACGGGCGAAGGGGUCUGCGUUUAUCCUGCCACAUUUCAUGACCGGUCGCCUUCGGGAGAGCGACUUGACGUCGGUGUUUAUGGAAUCGUAAGUUUGUUUCCCUGUUUAAAACUAGAAUGA
Macrobrachium nipponense is the source of this 650-nucleotide messenger RNA. RefSeq lists its product as uncharacterized. The record is from RefSeq and is a predicted model, not a curated record. The transcript has 5 exons. The coding region runs from base 15 to 650 and encodes 211 amino acids. Lineage: Eukaryota; Metazoa; Arthropoda; Malacostraca; Decapoda; Palaemonidae.